AAUACGAAAGCGGCGGGAACAUGUUUAUAAGUGCUUGCUAAUAAAACGGAAUUUCAACGGCCACGCCUCCAUUUUUUCCAACUAAAAUUUGAAGCCCAUUCCGAAAUCGUCUUCCUAUUGAUUUUGAUUAAUUUCUCGUACGACUUUGAUCAAGUUUGUCGUUACAGUAAUCCGACAAGAAACCCCAUCUUGAGAUUUCCGUUCUUGUUUCUUUUCCUCAGUUUCCUGGCGGUUUUGGCGACGUAAUUACACCAUUCGUCGAUCAAAAACCGCCCUCCAGGUGUUUGAUGAAUUGCCCCAAUGAGAAAUUGACUCCCAAACUCGGAUUUUCGUUUUUUCUUUGAGUUUAUAACGAGGAACUCGAUUCCACUGGGUAGUUUUUGGAUGCUUGAUUCUGAAAUUACACGGGAAGUUUGAAGGGAAGGCAGUCGCGUAGUUGGAACGGAUAUUAAUCUUCGUUCGGGGAACGGUUGCGUGCAUUGGUGGAAGCUUCCUCUCUGAGCCGGAAUGGAACAAUUCCGGCGCAUUGGAGAGGUAUUCGGAAGCUUAAAGGCUAUAAUGGUGUUGCAAGAUGAUAUUCAAUUCAACCAGAAUCAAUGUUAUUUACUGUAUGACAUGUUUAGUUUGGCUUUUGAUACCAUUGCUGAAGAGAUCAGGGAUAAUCUGAAGCUUGAAGAGAAGAACACAAAGUGGAAAGCUCUCGAACAGCCAUUGAAGGAACUUCAUAAGGUCUUCAAAGAAGGGGAGCUUUACAUUAAGCAAUGCAUAGAUUCCAAAGACUGGUGGGCUAAAGUAAUCACCUCCCAUCAAAACAAAGAGUGCAUUGAAUUCCACAUCCACAACUUGCUUUCCUGCUUUCCUGCUGUCAUUGAAGCGAUCGAGAUGGCUGGAGAGAUAUCCGGGCUCGAUCAGGACGAGAUGGAGAAGAAAAGGCUUGUACUUACCAGGAAAUAUGAUAUGGAAUGGAAUGACCUCAAACUGUUCCAUUGGAGAUUUGGGAAACAAUAUUUGGUACCUCCAGGAAUCUGUAACCGGAUGCCGAGUGUUUCGAGAGAAGAUCGAUGGCUGUUGGUCGAAGUGCUCAAGGAGAAGAUCAGCUCACCAGAAACAGCUUGUUCGAAAAACGAGCAGCGCCUCGGUGAGUUGUUGAUAAAGAAACUAAACAACUCAGAAUCAUUGAAUGCAAAGCUUUUCCCUAGCUCAGUUUUGUUUGGAACAAAGGAUUAUCAGGUGAGGAGACGGCUAGAAGGAGGGCAGUAUAAAGAAGUCCAAUGGUUUGGGGAGAACUUUUGUCUGAGACAGUUCAUGGCGGAAGGUAAACAAAUAGAUUCAGAGGUUCAAACUGUUCUAUCACUUUCACAUCCUAAUAUAAUUCAAUAUCUCUGUGGGUUUCUGGAUGAGAAGAAGAAAGAGUACUUUCUUAUAAUGGAAUUGAUAUCUAAGGAUCUUUCUUCCUGCAUGAAGGAUAAUAAUGGAGCCAGGAGGAGAAUCCUGUUCCCUCUCCCUGUUGUGGUUGAUAUCAUGCUUCAAAUUGCUAGAGCCAUGGAAUACCUUCACUCCCAAAUGAUCUACCAUGGAGAUUUGAACCCUACCAAUGUGUUUUUGAAGCCAAGAAACUCCUCAGAAGGCUAUUACCUUGUAAAAGUCACUGGUUUCGGUUUACCAUCCGUCAAGAAUCCGCCUCCCAGGAGCUCAACAGAUCAAAUGGAAACCAACCCUUUUAUCUGGCAUGCCCCAGAAGUUAUGGCAGAGCAAGAACAAGGUCCAGUAAGGAAGACAGAGAAAGCAGAUGUUUAUAGUUUUGGUAUGCUUUGUUUUGAGCUUUUGACUGGGAAAGUUCCAUUUGAAGAUGGUUAUUUACAAGGGGAGAAGAUGAGCCGUAAUAUCAGAGCAGGAGAGAGACCUCUCUUCCCAUUUCCAGGUCCUAAAUAUUUGGUGAGUCUUACCAAAAGAUGUUGGCAUUGUGACCCUUCUCAGAGGUUGUCUUUCUCUUCGAUAUGUCGAAUUCUUCGCCAAGUGAAGAAGUUUCUGGCUAUGAACCCGGAAAGCGAUCGGCCCGAACUGCAAACGCCUACUGCCAAUUACUGCAACGUCGAAGCAGGAGUUGCAAGGAAGUUGUCCUCUGAUGGGGUUGGAGAUUUGUGUUCAGUUUCACAAAUUCCAUUCCAAAUGUUUGCUUAUAAUCUUGCAGAGAAGGAGAAGACUUGGGAGUCUGGAAGUGAUGUAGAUGAACCAGUUUGUGUAACAGAAGAUCCAUUCACCAUGCUUACAAGUGGUACCAGAUCACUUUAUUCUGAUACGAGAUCUAUCUAUUCUGAAGCUCCACCAAAGAAAAUGCUAACUACAAAGAAACUUCCACACACAAAGAUCAGAAAAGGCACAAGAACUCCAGAAACAAAAACACGAACGACUUCGAAACCUCAAGUAUCGAAGACGAAUAGAAAUAUCCCGCUACCAUUUUUGAGCCCUCUGAGUAAGGGAAGAAGAAUGGUCAUGUCUUGAACUUGGAGAUUGGCUAGCUUAUCUUGCUUCUUCAGAGAAGGAAGCCUUUUUUUGUAGAGAUUUUCUUCUGCAUUGUUGUGAAAUUUCAGGGAUUGUUCAAGUCAUAUAGAGCACAGGUACUUCAUUUGUUUUCUUUUCUCUUACAGAAACAGUCUUGGCAUUAAGUUCAUGUUAGCUUCUUGUAAUCAAGCUCUGUAGUCUUUGGACUUCUUAGAAAGAAUAGCAGAUUCUGUUUUUUC
This is a messenger RNA of Cucurbita moschata (crookneck pumpkin), 2741 nucleotides long. RefSeq names its product dual specificity protein kinase splB-like. Gene Ontology annotation, biological process: protein phosphorylation. NCBI's taxonomy places the organism in Eukaryota, Viridiplantae, Streptophyta, Magnoliopsida, Cucurbitales, Cucurbitaceae. The transcript has 3 exons. The record is from RefSeq and is a predicted model, not a curated record. The coding region runs from base 508 to 2502 and encodes 664 amino acids. Gene Ontology annotation, molecular function: ATP binding; protein kinase activity.